Cyprinodon tularosa is the source of this 1375-nucleotide messenger RNA. RefSeq names its product macrophage erythroblast attacher, E3 ubiquitin ligase (gene maea). The transcript has 9 exons. Gene Ontology annotation, biological process: proteasome-mediated ubiquitin-dependent protein catabolic process. Lineage: Eukaryota; Metazoa; Chordata; Actinopteri; Cyprinodontiformes; Cyprinodontidae. Gene Ontology annotation, cellular component: GID complex; cytoplasm; nucleus. The coding region runs from base 53 to 1243 and encodes 396 amino acids. The record is from RefSeq and is a predicted model, not a curated record. Gene Ontology annotation, molecular function: protein binding; ubiquitin protein ligase activity.
UGAAGGCGAAAAAAACAACAAAAACAGCUACAAGAAAAAUCACAAAACCAAGAUGGCGGUUCAGGAGACAGCAGCUCAGCUGUCCAUGGCUCUGAAAGUCCAAGAAUAUCCCACUCUAAAGGUGCCGUACGAGACUCUGAACAAACGGUUCCGAGCGGCCCAGAAGAACAUCGACCGGGAGACGAGUCACGUCACCAUGGUGGUUGCAGAGCUGGAGAAGACCCUCAGCAGCUUCCCGGUGGUUGACUCCGUGGUGUCACUGCUGGAUGGAGUGGUGGAGAAGCUCAGUGCUCUGAAGAGGAAGGCUGCCGAGUCGAUUCAAGCAGAAGAUGAGAGCGCCAAGCUCUGCAAGCGUCGCAUCGAGCACCUUAAGGAGCACAGCAGCGACCAGCCUGGUUCUGUCAACCUGUGGAAGAAGAAACGCAUGGACCGCAUGAUGGUGGAGCACCUGCUGCGCUGUGGCUACUACAACACAGCUGUGAAGUUGGCCAGACAGAGUGGUAUAGAGGAUCUGGUGAACAUUGAGAUGUUCCUCACAGCUAAGGAGGUGGAGGAGUCUUUGGAGAGGCAGGAGACGGCCACGUGCUUGGCCUGGUGCCAUGACAACAAGUCCCGCCUCCGCAAGAUGAAGAGCUGUCUGGAGUUUAGCCUGAGAAUUCAGGAGUUCAUUGAGCUCAUCAGACAGAACAAGCGUAUGGAUGCAGUCCGACAUGCAAGGAAGCACUUCAGCCAAGCAGAAGGAGGACAGCUGGAUGAGGUCCGGCAGGUGAUGGGCAUGCUGGCCUUCCCAUCAGAUACACACAUCUCCCCAUAUAAGGAUCUUUUGGAUCCAGCUCGCUGGAAAAUGCUGAUCCAGCAGUUUCGAUACGACAACUACAGACUCCACCAGCUGGGAAACAAUUCUGUCUUCACAAUCACCCUGCAGGCUGGUCUUUCAGCCAUCAAGACGCCUCAAUGCUACAAGGAGGAUGGCUCCUCCAAAAACCCAGACUGCCCAGUUUGCAGUAAAUCUCUUAAUAAACUGGCCCAGCCGCUGCCCAUGGCUCACUGUGCCAACUCCAGGCUAGUCUGUAAGAUCUCUGGGGAGGUCAUGAAUGAGAACAACCCUCCAAUGAUGCUGCCUAACGGAUACGUCUACGGCUACAACUCCCUGCUGUCCAUUCGCCAAGACGACAAAGUUGUGUGUCCCAGAACCAAAGAGGUCUUCAGCUUCUCUCAGGCAGAGAAGGUCUACAUCAUGUGAUCACAUGGAGCUUCUCAGUGUUGACGAGAUCAAGUUAUGGCCCUGCCCUCCAUCAUUGGUGACCUGGCCCACUCAGAACCAGCAGUGGAGCUGUGACCCAGCGCCCUUCAUCCCCCAACCCCCCUCUUACCA